Messenger RNA from Trichophyton rubrum CBS 118892, 318 nucleotides. RefSeq lists its product as uncharacterized. Bases 1 to 318 code for a protein of 105 amino acids. NCBI's taxonomy places the organism in Eukaryota, Fungi, Ascomycota, Eurotiomycetes, Onygenales, Arthrodermataceae. The transcript has 2 exons. The record is from RefSeq and is a predicted model, not a curated record.
AUGGGUGAGUUCCAGCCGUGCCAGUGCCGAACACCCAUGGCGCGCGAUGGCCCAGUUCUGCUUCUGCACCUGAACCUGAACCAGAGCCUGAACAAGAGCCUGAACCUGAACCCGAUGUCGACAUCGAUGCUGCAUAAUAAAGGUAGCCAGGUACUCGCAAGCCAUGGCUCAGGGGGCUUCCCGUGGAUGGUUGUACGGGAGAGGCCGAAGCCUGAUUUUCUUGUUCUCGUCAUACAGAACGGCGACGGACAUCGAAUUAUCCACUCAAGGAACAUGCCUAUUAUUGAUGGACGAUUGAUCUGGGAUGGCACCCAAUAG